Lolium rigidum is the source of this 1790-nucleotide messenger RNA. RefSeq lists its product as uncharacterized. NCBI's taxonomy places the organism in Eukaryota, Viridiplantae, Streptophyta, Magnoliopsida, Poales, Poaceae. The record is from RefSeq and is a predicted model, not a curated record. The coding region runs from base 1 to 1440 and encodes 479 amino acids. The transcript is spliced from 4 exons.
AUGGCGAAGCACCCGUCCUCCCCCUCCGCUUCCUCGCCGGCGCGGAAGAGCCCGCAGCCUACGCCGGCGGGGGAUGCGACAGACAUCUCUGCCGCCCCCGCCGCCGCCACCACCACCACUGCCGCGUCCGGCCCUAACGCCUCCUCCUCCUCCUCGUCGCCGCCGGCGGGGUUCGUCUUCAUGUGCAGCGGCGCGACGAAGCCCCAGUGCUUCAGCUACAGGGUUCUGGGCCUGCCACGGGGGAGGCUGGACGACGUCUCCCGGAUCAGGCGAGGCGCGGCACUCUUCCUCUACGACUUCGACUCCAAGUACCUCUACGGACCCUACCGCGCCGACUCCGACGGCGGCCUCGACCUCGAACCCGCCGCAUUCCAAGGACGCUACCCAGCCCAGGUCAAAUUUACAAUUGAUGGUGAUUUCAUGCCAAUCCCAGAGAGUAGUGUAAGAAGUGCUAUAAAGGAGAAUUAUUCCCGUGGGAAAUUCUGGCCAGAACUUACCGUUAUGCAAGUUGAGAAACUGAGAGGAUUGUUCCGGCCAAUUACUGUACUGCCAGAGUCUGCUCCAUCUGCUGAUGACAGGCAUUAUGUUGAUAACAGGCAUCCUGCUCUAUCUGCUGCAUACGUGCCUGCUUCAGGUUUUCACCCAACACAGCCAGCUAUCAACAGGCAUCCUGAUCGCUCUACUGCUUAUUUGCCUCCUUCAGGUUCUCACCCAACACAGCCAGCUGUCAACAGGCAUCCUGAUCUUUGUACUGCUUACUUGCCUCCUUCAGCUUCUCACCCAACACAGCCAGCUGCUUAUGUGCAUUACCCAAGUCCUUAUGUUCCUGCACAGGCUGCUCAUCUGGUGCCACACGAGCCUUAUGCACAUCCAUAUUCUCACCUACCUCCUCUUAGCGCUCAAUUCACUGCGCCUGCUUACUAUGCGACCCCAGCUGGGCAUCCGUAUCAAGCAGGAUAUGAAUCAUAUGAUCCAUCGGCGUCUGCCUACCACUAUGCCCAAGCAACCCCUUCCUGUUAUCCCCAUGUGCAAACCCAACACCUUGUGCCACAACAUGUCCCACGCCCUGUCUAUUCUACUGAUCCCUAUUUUACUGCUAAUCGGGAUGAUCCAUAUCGAUUUGAUGCUGUGAAAUCUCAUUACCAGGAAACAACUUCUGAGAGAUCUGCCUAUGGUGCAGCACAUGAGAACUUGCAACUUGUUAGGCAGUAUGGGUAUACCCCAAGCAGCCAGACUGCAGCACCUGAAGCAGCUACCACGAACUUAGGGCUUGUUAGGAGUUAUGGAUCUGAUCCAAGCAGUGCAACCGGAGUGCAGUCCAAUGUUGAUGGAGCUGCACCGACGAUCUAUUCAUAUGCAGGCACCCCAGCAAUCACCCAGGCCGAGAAUGUUGCCGCGCCAUCAGUAUACAUUGCCGCGUCUGCACCAGCUUACCUGUGAUUGCUCUGUGUCCAUCUUGUGUUUCUUUGCUUGCAUGAUCUUGCUGAACCGAGAUAGCUUCGCUUUGUCCGUUUGAGUGUUGCCAUUGUGCCCAAGGGACUGGGAGUUCGGAUCAUUGAAGAUGGCAUCACCAUCGUUACCGCUGAUAUAUUUGGUAUAUACUGUAUAAAGGGAUUCAGUCGCUGCCCUUUAUUACGUUAGACUGGUGGUACUAACUGGUAGCUGUUGGUGUCAAGACUCAAGACUCUGGUGGUAUAAGCUUAUGUACUGUUAACUAUUCUUAUGCUGUGAGCAAAAAUGGGCAUUGCAAGACACGUGGAGUCGUGAUCUAACAAGUCUCCCUAUCUCUA